AUGACUACAUUGGGACGAGACAUCGUAUUCGAUGAUUUUUUCCCUUCAAUGGUGGAAAAACUUGGAGCUGAGGGAUUCUUGAAAGAGCUAAGCAAUGGAUUUCGAAUGCUAAUGGAUGAGGAGAGGGAAGUCAUCACAUUUGAGAGUUUGAAAAAGAAUUCAAAAUUGUUGGGAUUGAAAGAUAUGAGAGAUGAUGAGGUUAUGUGCAUGUUGAGAGAAGGGGAUUUGGAUGGAGAUGGUUGUUUAAAUGAGAUGGAGUUUUGUGUAUUAAUGGUUCGUUUGAGUCCUGAUUUAAUGGACAUAUCAAGAAUUUGGUUGGAAGAAACUCUUGCCAAAUUGUAG
Nicotiana tabacum (common tobacco) is the source of this 342-nucleotide messenger RNA. NCBI's taxonomy places the organism in Eukaryota, Viridiplantae, Streptophyta, Magnoliopsida, Solanales, Solanaceae. The record is from RefSeq and is a predicted model, not a curated record.